Messenger RNA from Onychostoma macrolepis, 4105 nucleotides. RefSeq names its product calcium binding and coiled-coil domain 1a (gene calcoco1a). The transcript has 15 exons. The coding region runs from base 235 to 2199 and encodes 654 amino acids. Lineage: Eukaryota; Metazoa; Chordata; Actinopteri; Cypriniformes; Cyprinidae. The record is from RefSeq and is a predicted model, not a curated record.
GUAAUGGAACUUCAUUUCCCAUAAUGCACCGAGACCUCCAGAGCACCCAUGCUUCUGUUUUUGUUAUUGUUGUGAGGGGUUCGUGGCACAGCUCAUCUCGGCGAAGGUGUCAGUGUAAAUUGCACUUGUCAUCAGUCUCAUACAUGUUUUCUCCUUUAUCACCGAACAUCGUUUUCCAAGAGGACAUUGUUCUGAUUAUCUAAGCUAAAUCGGGUACAUCCCUGUUCUGUUGCCAUGGAGAAGACAUGGGGGGUGGAGUUUCGCAAUGUUGGAAGUUGCUACUUUCCUCAGAGCAGAGUGGACUGCCACUACACCAUCAACACACAGCACACAUGGGCCAGUAACGACUGGAUUGGACUAUUUAAGGUCGGCUGGUCAUCAGUCAAGGACUACCAUACGUUUGUUUGGGCAGUAGCUCCAUCCAGCUACAAAGAGGGGACCUCUGUCAACUGCUGUGUUCAUUUCCAUGCUUCUUACCUACCAGGGCUUAGUGCCCAGCAGUACCAGUUUGUGUAUGUGGAUGGAAAGGGAGAGGUUUGUUCUCGCAGCACUGCCUUUACCUUCUCAGCCCCAAAGCCCCUUGAGGAGCUGGUGACUCUGGAGGAGGAGGGUCAGGGGGAGGAAGUGGCCAAGGACAUGUUGCUGGUCAUCCCCAGAGCCCAGCUACUGCAGAGUCGUCUCCAGGAGUGUUUGAAGGAGCGUGCUGAGCUGCUCCAGGCUCUGGAAGCAGCAGACCAGAACGUGGAGAGGGAGAAAGGCAGGAGAGAGAGAGACAGAAGAUCCUGGGAGCAGAGCCGUAAAGAGCUGGAAAGGAAGAUCAGCGAGCUGAAGGAGGAAGUGAGAGAAUAUAGGGAGAAAGUAGAGGAGAUGAAGAACAAGCAGAAGGAAGUUGAGGAUUUAGGUGAAGCCCUGACAGUGGAGAAGAGAGCCCUGCUGGCUCAAAAAGAAGCUAAUGAGCAGCGAAUCAGAGAGCUAGAGGAGGACAUUAAAGUACUGACCCAGAGAGGCCUGGAGAGAGAGACUGACCUAGAAAGGAUGAGGGAACGGGCCAAGAAAGCAGCAGCUCAAAAGAAGGAAGAUGAGGAUGAACACAAGAACCUGAAGAUAAAGAUGGAACAAACAGAGAAGGAGCUGCACAGUCUGUCAGCAGAGUUCCAGAGUCUGAGAAGCUCACUGGCCCAGAGAGAUACACAUGCCCUACAGCUCCGAGACACCAUCACCACCCUCACACACAAACUCAACAGCGCUCACAGGAAGGAGGCAGCCAAUGAAGUGGCUUUGAGUGAACUCCGGAGUGUUCAAGAGCGUCUGAACGUGAGUGAACGCUGUGUGGAGACUCUGAGGGGGGAGCUGAGAGACAUGGUCGCUCAGAGGGACACUGCACAUGCCGAGCUCCAUCAGGCCCGUCUGCAGGCUGCACAGCUCACACUUCAGCUGGCAGAUGCCAGUCUGGCUCUGAGAGAGGGCAGGGCCAACUGGGCACAGGAGAAAGAGACCCUGCAGCAGAAUGCUGAGUUGGACAAAGUGCGUCUGGAACGCCUAAAUGAUGAGAUCCAGCAGAAGGAGGAGAUGUUGCAAGAGGCGAGGAUGGAGAGAGAGAAAGCAGUGGUGGAGCUGGGACGAGAGAAAGACUGCAAUCGGGUUCAGCUAAGCGAGACUCGUCGUGAGCUGCAAGAGCUGAAGGCUAGUCUCAGAGUGGCUCAGAAAGAGAAGGAGCAGCUGCAGACAGAAAUACAGGAAGUGAUGGAGUACAGCCGUCGGCUGGAGAGAAGGCUGGAGGUGCUGAGCGAUUCUAAAUGGAGUGAGACGGCGCUGCUGCAGAGCAGUCGUGCAGAAAGCCCACUGCUGUCUGAUUCUGAGGAUGAGAACCCCGAGGCUUUGCAGGACGCACACUCUUCUGGGCCUCUGAACCACUACAGUCUGUGCGAGCAGCCCCAGGCCGACCUGCUGCUCCCGGCCACCCCGCCACCUUCACCCAGACACCCCUCGGGCAUGGACGCGGUGGUCAUCAGCCAACCUGCACCCCUCUCAUCUCCACAUCAGCCCAGUGCUCACACACACGCUCACAGCUCUGAGUCGGAGGAAGAGUAUGAGGCCGCUCUGUCAAGAGGGCACGGCUCUGGAGAGGAGACGGCUCUUCUCCUGCCUGACAACAGAGACACUACCCUCGGAGAUCUGGCAGAGAGCCCCUUGUGGUGAGAGGCAGACCUGCAGGAACCGAGGGCCAGCGCAGCGUGGACUGCUUUGCACCAGUGCAACACGUGUUAUGAGUUUUGUAUUUAGAAGCAUUUGCGCUUUAUAUCAUAUUGACAUGAGUAUUUAAAUAUGCAAUUUGCUUUACACUUUAUGCACUUAGAAUAUGCAUAAGCUAUUAGACCUCUUUAUGUCGCACACGGUUUUAAGGUAACUUGCACGGAUGUGUUAUUUCACACAUAUCAACUGACAAGCAGAAGGCGUCUGUAUUGAGCAGACUGAGAGAAAGUUGUAUUAGAGGCGGAAGAAGUAAAGUGCGUUUCUGUGUGUGUGUUAGGGUUGUUUUUCAAUCUUGAUUUUCUUGUGUUCUGUCAUAAGUCUUGUACUGAUAUAACCAUUAUAAUUCACCUGCAUCAGCAAUAAUGUAAAGCACAAUAUCAUCGAGAUCCUUUCAGGUUUUAAAUGUAAGAUUUAGUUUGGGUGCUCUUUAUUUCGUGGGUCUUGUGGUAGAAGUAUUUUUUACUUUUUCGUUUGUUUGAAGAUAGAUUGUGUGAAAGUGCACACAGUAAACGAUUGAUUAUGUGUAAUGGGAUACACCAGCGACUGAUCGUCCUGUUUAAAUGUAAGAGCAAAGAGUGGCACUUUAGAUACCUUUCAGGACGUUUACUCUCAUCCUCGUGGAACAUUCAUUUUUGUGCAAGAUCUUCUUUGGAGGAAAUCCACUUUAGCAUGGAGGCUGAGGGAAUUACGAAGUUUAAUUAGUUACUUUAAUUGAAUUCCUCUAAAUUUAUAUUUGGUGCUUUAUUGUAGUUUCAUGCAUUGUACUGAAACACUGUUUUACAUUAAUAAUAAAAUUAUUAUUUGUAUGCAAAACGUACUAAGACAGUUUAACUACUACUUAAUGUUCCUCUUGAGGUUGGCGAUACAUUAGAAAGUUUUUGCAGUACUGCGAGAAGGACUUUUCAUUUUAAGGCAUGAAUUGAACUGCUUUAAAUUAUGCCUCACGAAAUUCAAGGAAUCUCAUGUUUAAUUCAAUUUAAUGUGUGAUGGCUUAAUGGUGCAUCACGUGGAUCAUGUGGAGAACAUUAUUUGGCUGUUUAAGCUCAUUACCUGAGGAAAAAUUCAUAAUUUCAGAACACCAUGAUUACAUUUUAAUAACAUUCACAGGGAGAAUAUUUUAAUGCAUAUAUUAAAAAGUAAAAUAAUGAAGGGGAAUAUUAUGAAAAGGUAUCAUACAUUAAAAAGUACAAGUUCUUUUUUUCCUUUUAAAUGUUUGAAACAUUUUCCUGUUGGGCUCACUGUAAAUGCAGAACUUUUAUUUUGUUUGGUUGAUUUGUUCUUGCUGUUUACUGUAGGGUCAUGUUUAAAUAGCUCCUAUAUGUUAUUUGCCUUUUAUACAACAUGUCAUAAUCUGUAUUGACUUUAAAAGUGAUGUAACCAUUACACCUCACUGAAACAGGCUUUUGCGGUCACUCUGUAUCCAUCAGUCUACUGUAUUUGUAUUGUGCGCUUGACCAGGUUUUACUUUGAUAGUUUUAAAGCUGUAUUCUAGAGCGUCAUCUUAGCAUCAGGAUAUCAGAGAUUGAAAAUGAUUCUCAUUUUUAAGAGAUACACUUCAUCUGAACCUGAAAUCCCAGUUUGGAAAUUCUGUUACCCACUAUACUAUAGCCAGAAACCUGUUUAUGGCAGAGAAUAUGUUAAGAUGAGUCCUAAGUAAUGGUUGUCCAUUUUCUUGAAAUUCAGUAAUGUCUAAAAUAACAGGUCAUUUCAGGGCAAUACAAUCAGAGAUUUGGAUUUAUUGUUUGCUUUUUUGUGCAUUUAUUCCUUCUUUCACUUAUCUAAUUUGUUUGUAGGUUAUGCGGUUCUGUUUAGGGUGUGGGAUGGGUUUCAUUAAUAAAAUAAUGUAAUGUUU